GUCAAUUGAUACAAUAUCCCAAUUCAGAUCCCACCCUCUGCGGUAAAUGAGCACCUAAGGUUUCCGAGUACGGCUGGUGCGAGUCUGGUUCUGGGAAAAUUGCGUCAGCCUUGGAUUUAAACCUCAAGCGGCAGAACCGAGCGGAGGAUCUGAAGUGAACGCACCCAUCUUCGAGCGGGGCGAAAUGGCGUCUCCUUCGCCGUCCGGCAAGGACUUAUCGUCAUUAUGGCACACAUUCGCACCACCGCCGCCUCCAGCGUCACCAGGCCCGGGACAGGAUUCUCGCAGGCGCUCAGUCUCCUACCAAGCCGAACACGGGGCACGAAGCAGACAUGACACUCUCCCUCCCUCGUCCUUUUCCCCCGCCCCGGACAGACCAGUGUCAAGAAACUCCAAUAUGGCUAGAAGCGCGAGUCCUAACGCACUUUCCGCUAGCACAAACAUGGCAAGUAUUCCACUUACUGCUGUAGCGCCGGCUUUUGAUCAAGCAGGCAGACCGUUGUCACAAGACCUCUUGCCGGGGGGCCAGGCACAGAGCCGGACUCUUGCACGAGUACGGCAUGAUUCGGCCCCCAUCAUAGUCAAUGGAUCUACGAAUGGGUCUUUCGCUCCUCGAGCGUAUGUGCAGAAUGGUACGCCCCCUCCACAGGUCCCACAUCAGCCUCUCAAUGCACAACAAGUUGGACCGUCACACGUCCAACGGUCCAAUUCUGCGCAGUCAUACUACACCAACUUUUCACCAGUUGCGUACGGCGUCCCGCAGGCUGUAUACCAACAAGACCUUCCUCUGAGCCAUGCCAUGUCCCCAGUAAGUCCAGGAACAUCUGCGCUUUCUGUUGGCUAUGUGCACCCUCAACAGCCUCAGCAUCAGGGCAUGGUUCACGCGUCGCGACCAGCACAUGGACACCCUAGAGCCUUGCCUCAGCACUUUCAAGCCGACUAUGCACCAUUGCAUUCACCAGCAAAUGCACCAGUCGCUGCUCAAGCGCAAUUUGGUCCUUAUGCAUACCAGCAGGUAGCCUCCGUACCUGCUGGGUAUGUGCCGCCGGAGCAGCAACCAAUACAAUUCGCUGCUACUGCUGGCUCGCCCACGAACAUUCCGGGUUAUCAACAGCCAGCGUAUGCAGCUUAUCCACAAACGGCCAUUCACCAAGUUCCUCAACAUCAAUCUUUUUCGCAACAGCCUUUCCAUUUCGCGAAUCCUGCAGCAGGUCACCCACCUUCCCGCGCCCCCUUCCCCCAGAGUCAGUCUGCGGUCAAGCAACAAGCACUUCCUCCGGCAGUGUUGCCGCAACAAUCCGGUCCAUCGUCAUCACUGCCUCCGAGCAGUCCCGAAAAGUACUCAAUACGACAUCCUGUCGGCGCUAUGGGUCCGCCAGCAGCACUGGCCUCUGCGAUGGAGAGCGCAGGUGCAGGCCCGCGAUCCAAUACUUCCCGUCCUUUGCCGCAGCCUGGACGCUCAUUCUCCCUCAAUCAGGCGAAUCCCAACAGCACAUAUCCAAUCGUCGGCGAAAACGGUCACGCUUCAUCCCCAAGUGUGGCAAGCAGCGUUGGUUCUGUCCGGCGCACACUGCCCCAGCCACCCAUCGGCACGUCUCCUGCCAUUGGGGAUGGUGUUGCAGGCUCGGGUUCGGGCUCGAACCAUGCGACGGCGGUGCCUGCCAACUUAUUAGGGACGCUCAACAGAACGGAAAGCAUGCGUCUUGCGGCAGAAGCGUUGAUGUCCCGUGGCCCUCCGCGCCGGGCCGGCAUCGGCCUUGGAGGUUUGCGAAGUCGAAUGAACUCUCAGGUAGCGGCAGAUCGUUCGCCCACAGCAGCCGAAGCCUCCGCACAGCAAGAAAGUGAGGAGAUUCCUCCUGCUCUGGCCAGCAGUCAGAGCGAUCCGACCACGUGGACCAGCACGCUGCGCGAUACCACCUCACUUGACAGCGUCAUGCAGAAUUUGAGAGAUAUCACGCUUGGAAGUCCGUCAUUGAAGUCUCAGUCACCCACUCGAAAAGACACUUCAGCCCAAGCCGUACCCGCGGACCCGAUGAGGAUAGAAGAAUCCGCAGCUGCGGCGGCGUUCGCGCCUCCGGACAGGCCACGCUCCCGCGGCGCCCAUCAUUCCAUCCGCCAGGUAAAUGAAGAAAGGAAGCAAGCGCAGCCGAGUUUUGCCAAUACACCGGUUUCGCCCCCUGCGCAUCCUGAUGUUGUCGCUGACCGGCCCAAAUCCCCCGGACCGGAGGGGCAGAGCGAGGCAAGGACUCCAUCCCCAGCGCCCGCUCGCUAUGAAACUUUCGCCACGCCUGCUCAACCGGCACCUCCGGCCAUUAUCGAGCCGUCGACGAUCCCCGAAGUGCGUCUGCCGCAACCACCACAAGCGCCGUCGACCAUUUCGGUGGGCCGACCGCAAAUGUUCGAGCCUUCACAGCAGGCACCGCGUGCGCCUCCUACCGUACCAACGAUCUCCUUACCUGGCGAUGAUGAUGUGGCCGACGAUGGGUGCGCACCUGGCAUCGUCAUUUCAGUGUCGGAUGAAGAAGGAACACAUGCUCCUCCAAUCAUAUCGAUCUCUGAAGAUGACGACGGCGCUGCUGGCCCUGCUAUAUCAGUGUCUGGCACCAAGAGUGAAAUUCCCUCUGCUGGCACCCCAGCAGAAGCGCAGCGAGCCACCAGCGGCUUUGCGCACCCGCCCCCCAGCUCUUCGACAGGUCCAGCAUCGGCAUCCUCAGUAGGUUCUGGAGCGACUUGCGGAGGGUGCAGAAAGUGGAUUGGUGGACGUGUGGUCCAAGCCAUGGGUCUCACCUGGCACCCACAGUGCUUCCGCUGCUCGCACUGCGGCCAGCACCUGGAGCACUUUGCCUUUUAUGAGCACGAAGGACGUCCGUACUGCCACGUCGACUACCACGAGCUCUUCUCGCGCAGGUGCUUCCACUGCCGGACGCCGAUCGUCGAUGAGAGAUUCAUAUUGAUCGAUGACGAACAGCUCGGAAAGCGGUACUACCACGACUUGCAUUUCUUCUGCGCCAAUUGCGGAGAUCCGUUUGUGGAUCCAAAAGCCGCUGCCGGUACAGCGGGCGCGGACGAGCAAGCGCUUGUUGCGGACGAGCAGGGUAUUGUCCAGGCGGGAGGUAAGGCAUUUGUCGUCGUCAAAGGCUAUCCAUAUUGCGAAAAGUGCCACGUCAACUUGCACCAUCCUCGCUGUAAAGGGUGCAAGUUGCCCAUCACUGAUGAUCUGAUCACUGCUCUUAAGGGCAAGUGGCACCCGCACUGCUUUGUCUGCGAAUCAUGCAAGCAGCCAUUCGAAGGCGAGCGAUUUUUUGAGAAGGACGGAAAGGCAUGGGACGAGGAAUGCUACAAGGUCAUGUUACGCAACACGCUGUGAAGGAGAAGGAGAACGCAAGCCGCAUUUCGCACAAGUGGUACAGUCUCUGGAAUCCCUUUAAUCGCUCCUCGUCUCGUCUUGCCUUACUGUUAUAUGUAUGCCUCUUGGCACUUUGCACGACACUCGCACUGCAUUAGACGAACUUGAACCUCUAUUGUUCUGCAGUCGGCCAUAGACU
Tilletiaria anomala UBC 951 is the source of this 3545-nucleotide messenger RNA. RefSeq lists its product as uncharacterized. The record is from RefSeq and is a predicted model, not a curated record. NCBI's taxonomy places the organism in Eukaryota, Fungi, Basidiomycota, Exobasidiomycetes, Georgefischeriales, Tilletiariaceae. Gene Ontology annotation, cellular component: Z disc; nucleus. The transcript has 2 exons. The coding region runs from base 398 to 3367 and encodes 989 amino acids. Gene Ontology annotation, molecular function: transcription coregulator activity.